Molecule: messenger RNA, 659 nt
Organism: Calypte anna (Anna's hummingbird)
Lineage: Eukaryota; Metazoa; Chordata; Aves; Apodiformes; Trochilidae
Gene: SRGN
Product: serglycin
Exons: 3
Coding region: 61-513 (150 amino acids)
Source: RefSeq, a predicted model, not a curated record
CUGGCCCCAUCGUAUUCCUGGAGCGUGAGGCCGCGGCGAGGGCUGCUGGUGAGCGGGCAGAUGCCAGCCAGAAUGCAGCUCCUUAUCAGAUGUAACGGGAGGAUUUUCCUGGCUGUUUGUUUAAUCCUCUUUGUGGGAUACACAGCACAAGGUGCUCCGGUGCAGAAGGCGCGGUACAAGAGAGUGAGGUGCCGACCUGAUGCCUGGUCUGCUAACUGCAUUGAAGAGAAGGGGCCCUGGUUUUAUAUGCCCACCGGUGGAGCCAACAGGAUUCUUCCUCCCAUGGCAGACCCAUCCCUGAUGAAGCGAUACCAGGAGCUGAGUGACACGUUCCCACUCUCGGAUGAAGAGUCCGGCUCUGGGUCCAACGCCAUGGCGGAAGCAGAGCCAGCCUCUGGGUCAGGCCUUGGCGAUGGCUUCAGCUUCUCCAAGGAAAACCUGCCUGCCGUCCUAGCAGGCCUGCAAGGUGGUGAGCUGAAGCAGAAGCUAACAGAGGAGGAUUUGUUCCUGUAGGUCUGGAAACGUUGGUGUCCUGGCGAUGGGGGUGAUGGGGCUGAUGGGGAGGAUGGCGGCCUGCCUCGCUCCUUCCCAGUGCCUGACCUCGUGUGAUGGCCACAACGGGGUUUUAAACCAAGUACAAAUCAAUAAAAGCUUUGCCU